UAAUGAUAACAAGAAUAACAAACACUGCAAGAUUGGGUAUUAAGAAUCUUUAUUAAUUGAAUCACAUAAAAAGUUUCCAUAAUGCAACAAUAGCUCAUAAAGCAUAAGUUAUGAAUGAUGAAUCAUAAUAUGUAGUAAAAACAGAUCGAAUUUAUAAACCAACUUAUACAAUUGAGUUUGAUAGAAUAGGAGAAGUGUUGCUGUACAUCAAUUAAUUAUAUUUAGCUAUUCAUGUGAUCCCCAUAAGCAUCUUACAAUAUUCUUAAAAUAUCCAUAUGUUCUUUAUGAGACAGCGAUUCCUUUAUCAAUUUAUCUUUGGUUUAAAAACCCAUUAGAUAUUGCAUGGUAUUGGAAUAAUCUAUUUAUAUAUGCACCAUCAUUUUUAUGGAUUCCUAGAAUGUGGUAAUAGAAAACUCUUAUUAAAUUAGGUAUUGGAGAUCAUUAUAAUUUAAAAUUCAUAGACUUUCAUUGUUAAGAGGUGGAAAAGUACUUAAGAUAGAGACAACAACUCUUGCUAAUGAUAAAAAUGUAUAUUGGGUUGAAACCUAUUAAUUCCACCCAUUAACAGCAGAUUUCAAAUAAUUCGAUGAUAGAGAUAAUGCUGACUAUUUAACAGAAGAAGGUUAAUUAAAAUAUGAAUUAGCAUGUUAACUUGAUCAUAUUCAAGAAUUAGGUACAACAGUAUAAGAUGAAGUAAUAUAUUUUAUGAAAGUAUAUGAAUAAUUAAUUAUAAAUAGGAAGGAAUAGUACAUCAUCCAGAAUUAUUUGAAGCAGCAACAAAAGGAUAUGUAAUAGAUACUUCUAACUUUGUAAUAAACACAGCUCAUAAUAUAAGAGCUUUCGAAGGCCAUCACAAUUAAUGAA
Molecule: messenger RNA, 864 nt
Organism: Paramecium pentaurelia
Lineage: Eukaryota; Ciliophora; Oligohymenophorea; Peniculida; Parameciidae
Source: the annotation of a GenBank genome assembly